Messenger RNA from Mycena indigotica, 1065 nucleotides. RefSeq lists its product as uncharacterized. NCBI's taxonomy places the organism in Eukaryota, Fungi, Basidiomycota, Agaricomycetes, Agaricales, Mycenaceae. Bases 1 to 1065 code for a protein of 354 amino acids. The record is from RefSeq and is a predicted model, not a curated record. The transcript is spliced from 5 exons.
AUGCUACGUCUCGCGUGGAUCCUCGUUCUGUUCGUUUUCGGAGCACAAACAGCAUUGGUCAAUAUCACCAUCGACGAUACCGACCCGAACGCAUGGACCUGGAUCGGGAAGUGGGAUGCGUAUACGAAAGACAAGACUACCUGUGACGGCUGCUUUGCCCACCCUGACCCGAGUCAGGUCCACAACAGCUCAUGGCACGAUGGCCGCCUCUGUUCGGGGUCAUUUACUUCGCAAGGCGUCGCGGUUUACAUCUACGGGAUUGACCUGUCAGGCUUCGAAGGCGACCCCGCCAACAUCAGCUUCUCCGUGAAGAACUCGCCCGUCUCGACGUUCCACUACUUGAAGACUCCUUCUGGGUACAUCUACAACUCUCUUUUCUUCUCCGCUCAUGGCCUGGACGACUCUGCGCCGUUUACCGUUGAUUGGACGGAAAACCUUAGCAGUGCCGGGGGUGGAGUGGGGCUGUUCGAUUAUGCUGUGGUUACCGUCGAGCAAAAGGACGCUCUUCCAGUAGUGAAACCUUCAACCACGACGACGACGAGUAGUGCCACAACGAGCUCCAGUAUAACCCCCACCUCCACAAGUGAGAAAAGUUCGAUUUCCCCGUCAAGCACAAGCGCUAGAAAAUCGAUUCCCGCCGCUGACUCGACGAGCUCAAGUGCUCUGCAAAGCUCUAUCUCCGCUUUUGGCUUCUCGCUACCAACCGGCUCCAGUCUCCCGACAACCCAUCAAUCCAAAACUGGGUUCAUUGUCGGUGGCGUUGUCGGCGGGAUUGCUGUUUUUCUAUUUUUGGCGGGCGUGUGUUUGUGCUAUUGGAGGCGUCGGAGCCGCUCAGCGGUCCCCACGCAGGAAGUAGUCCCGUUCCAGCCGCAGCCCCCAUCACCAUUAACCAUCACCACCCAACAAAAACACUUGGAAUCAAACCCAUUGAUGUCUACACACUCUUUUACUAGUUCUCCAAUAUCUAAUACCCCAAGUGGGACUCUUCAAAAUCGAGAAGCCGAAUUCGAGCAGCGUCUACGUGAUUUGGAGGCGAUGACGAUGAACCCACCUGCUUAUAGUUAA